CACGUUUAAGUCUGAUCGCAUCCACACAGACACACACAACACUAAGUCACAACAUUUCCUCACCACCAAUGGCGCCGUAUCCCACGAUACUCGUACUAUUAUUCACCACCAUCUCCGCUGCAUCCGCCAUAACCGGUUACCAAAACCACACCGUAGGCGGCACCGCCGGAUGGUUUUUCAACUCCACCACCAACACUUCCGCCACAAAUUACUCUUCUUGGGCUUCCACUCAAACUUUCAACCUCGGCGAUUAUCUCAUUUUCAACACCAAUUCGAACCAGAGCGUGAUUCUUACAUACAACAAAACCGCUUACUUGAAUUGUACAGUCGAUGAUUCAGACAACGAUACAUCGAUAUACAGCGGUUUUCCAGAUGGUUUCAACAAACCGUUGACUAUUUCCGUUCCGUUGACUAUUGUGGGACUCAACUACUUCUUCUCCGACUAUAGCGAAGGUCUUCAGUGUCAACAAGGCUUAGCAUUUCAGAUCCAAGUUCAGCGUGGCAUUGGCUUGCCACCAAGUCUCAACCAGCCUCCUCCACCGCCGUAUAUUGAGCCGCCUGGUCCUAAUAGUGCUGAAUCUCCGUCGGUUACGCUGCCGCAGACACCUAAUAGUGGCGCGUUCGCGAACCGCGUUGACGGGUGCGUGGCGAUUUACGCACUCGGCGUUGCACUGGUACUGUUGCAAUCGCAAAGAUAGACACAAAUUGGAAUGAGUUUUUUUUUUUUCCUUUGGGAUACAUCACAUUGGAAUAAGUUUUACUUAGGCAUAUAUUACAGUUUAUUCAUCUUUCAUUACUAAUAAUAUACACUAUUAAUUUGCCAUGAACUAUGAUAGGAAACAAACUAAUUUUAUUGAUACUGCAUGUGUUAGUAGUUAGUACUAGUAGAAUGCAAUUUGCUUUGGGAGUAGUAGGACAUCUUUUUCAUUUUAACAAGAUGCAACUGCAAUUUAAAAGUCAAUAACAUAAGUUGCUCCC
This is a messenger RNA of Trifolium pratense (red clover), 978 nucleotides long. RefSeq names its product cucumber peeling cupredoxin-like. Gene Ontology annotation, molecular function: electron transfer activity. The transcript is spliced from 2 exons. Gene Ontology annotation, cellular component: plasma membrane. NCBI's taxonomy places the organism in Eukaryota, Viridiplantae, Streptophyta, Magnoliopsida, Fabales, Fabaceae. The record is from RefSeq and is a predicted model, not a curated record. Bases 69 to 698 code for a protein of 209 amino acids.